Saccostrea cuccullata (small rock oyster) is the source of this 774-nucleotide messenger RNA. RefSeq lists its product as uncharacterized. The coding region runs from base 1 to 774 and encodes 257 amino acids. The record is from RefSeq and is a predicted model, not a curated record. The transcript is spliced from 2 exons. Lineage: Eukaryota; Metazoa; Mollusca; Bivalvia; Ostreida; Ostreidae.
AUGCAUCACAUCCUUCGACUAUCAGAGACGGCUUAUGUGGGACUAUGCCAUAAAAUAGGGACUCCAACAGAAGUCAGGAUAAGAAGAGAAGUAGACAAUGCCGAAGAAGCUGUGCGGAAAGCCAUAAUGAAAAGUAGAGGAUUUACAACAUUGAAGAGUGGUAGUAAUCGUGAAGGAUUCAGACUGAGUACUUCAGAUGAAGAUUACAUGUCCUGGGAGGAAAACGUCAAGGUGAUAUGUGAUCUUUCUCAGAUCCGUUACUAUCAUGUUCCACGGCACGUAUUGAUUCUGAUGGAGUGUGAUGAUUUACCACCAGGAUUUACACGACUAAAACUGAUAAGUCCGUCAAAUGAUCCAAUAGUUAAAGCCUCCUGUGUAGUGAUUGAGAAUGAAUUUUAUAUUUUUAGUACAUUAUAUCGCAACAACCAUUUACGGCUUCACCGGUUAUUUCCAGGUGAUUUUCGUACCUCAACCUCUCAUGGACCUUGCUGUUCAUUUAUUAGGGACAACACGGAAAAUGACUAUUUAUUCUGUUUCCACUCAUAUCACUGGCCGACAUCGGCUCUUCCAUGGAUACAAAGAUGUCGUGAACAAGGUUGGCCCUGCGAGGCUGUUCUAUCUGAUAUACUUAACACAGGAUUCCACGUAGUUCCUAUUGGCAGCACACCUGAGAAAGGAGAAGAAUGGAGAAUUUCAUUCUCUCUGGCAGAACAAAAGCUAGUACAUUCACUGAACCACUAUUGGGUGACACAGUCAGGUCACAACAAUCCUUAA